AUGUCUUCGGACGGUCUUGGGGCGUCCGGCUCAGAGGCCAUGGAUGAUGGCGAGGCGUGGAGCGACGGCGGGGACAGCUACGGCUUCAGCGACGGCAGCGACGACGUUCGCAAGCAGGUGGAGCAGGAGCGCGCGGCGGUGGACACCAUGACGUCCACGUGUGACGUCACCGAUUCGGAGGCCCGCGCCAUCCUGGAAGCCUUCAGCUGGGACUACAACGAGGCCUGCAUGGCGUACCUGGAGGACGCCCCCGCCACCCGCCUCAAGGCAGGCAUCCUGGACCUGGCCAACGGCCCCCUGGCCCACGACACAGAGGGCACCGUGUGGAGGAGCCUGUGGAUGUCCGAAUCAGGGAAUGGCAUGCAGCCCUACAGCUGGGACCACCAGUGGCAGCUCCUUGAGGCCCAGCGGCGGGAUCCCGGCGGGCGGUGCAGGCUGCUGAGCGGGCGGCAGCUGGGGCAGAGGGGCGCGGGCGCCGGCGCGGCGGGGGUGGUGGUGGACCUGGCCGGCAUGGUGGAGGCUGCUACAGGUCGGAAGGUUCAGAACGUCAGGCUGGAGAAUAUGCCAGGCUCAAUUCAAGACCUCGUUGAGCAACUCAAAUGCCACCCCUUAGCGGCCUACAACCUCCUGGAGAGAUGUGGCGUGUCUCCACACGGCGCUCGCCAUGGCGAAGAUCGCGCCAAGGAGUUGUGGCGAAGGCUGGGCAGGGAAUUUGAGGCGAGCAAGACGCCAGAGAGCGAAGUCGUGGACGGCAGCCUGUUCUCAGCAGAGGCGCAGAAGCGCCUGGUGAGGGAGUUGGCAGAGAUCAAGGGCGCCGGACGAGACAUUGAGGUGGAUCUCGUGGAAGAUCGAUUGGGCCACUGGGAGAUAUGCGUCUACAAGGAGGCCUUCGACAAGGACUGCGGCCUUUACAAGGACAUGACCGUCUUGCCCACGAUGCUCCCAGGCGCCCAGAGCCACCUCGUCUUCGAGGCCCUCUUCGACGCCCAGUACCCCGCUAGCCCGCCCUUCAUCUUCCUCAAGUCCCCGCGCAUGCAGGUCCACUCCGGCCACGUGGCCCUGAACGGCGCCAUCUGCCUGGAGCUUCUGGCCAACACGGGCACGCCCACGGGCUACAGCGCCGACUACAGCGUCAACUCCCUCUUCCGGCUGGUGCUUACCAACAUGAUCGAGCCCUCGGACCACGCCGUUUUCACCGCCGCGCGCGUGGACUUUGCCAUCGACAGGGGCGUGAGCUACAGUGCCGCCGCCGCCAGGCAGGACUUCGAGCGGGUGGCCCGCAUGCACGGCUGGAACACGAGGCGCAGAUGA
Messenger RNA from Ostreobium quekettii, 1311 nucleotides. The record is from the annotation of a GenBank genome assembly. NCBI's taxonomy places the organism in Eukaryota, Viridiplantae, Chlorophyta, Ulvophyceae, Bryopsidales, Ostreobiaceae.